This is a messenger RNA of Echinococcus granulosus, 579 nucleotides long. RefSeq lists its product as hypothetical. The record is from RefSeq and is a predicted model, not a curated record. The coding region runs from base 1 to 579 and encodes 192 amino acids. NCBI's taxonomy places the organism in Eukaryota, Metazoa, Platyhelminthes, Cestoda, Cyclophyllidea, Taeniidae. The transcript has 3 exons.
AUGUAUUGCCAACGAACAGUUGGGCUUGAGAUGACUAAAUUACAGGACAGUCAAUCUGCAGAAAAAUUGGCCAAAUAUAUGGAACAAAAAUUGUUUAAACAAUGCAAUACCGCUUCAAAAAUUAGAAAUGCGAAAAAUAAUUUAGGAAUGUCACACGGAAUUAAACAAUUGGGAAUAAAAUCUGACAACAAAAGGCAGUUCACCAUGCUAUCAGUCCUUCAUGCAGUAUUUCAUCCUAUCUUAACUUCGUGUAAGCUAAAUUCAUUCAAUCAUGAAUAUGAAUAUUUGUCCCAUUCCCCUAUUAACACAUUCAAGCAACUGUUCAUUCAGGCAGUUCGACAUCAUAUACGCAUUGUUUGCAAUUCAAUUUCACUAAAUCAUGUAGAAAAUAAAAUCCUUCAUCCAACGAUCACUACAAUUUUCCCAUUCAUUACUUCAUGCAUUUAUUCAUUCAUUUUCUAUUUACGUGGUUUCAACUCACUAAUUCUUCUAAAUAAAAGUAAUAAUUCAUUCAAUGAUCUGUUCCUUUCUACCAUUAACCCCGCCUGCCAUCAUUCCUUCACACAAUUCCUCCAUUAA